Papaver somniferum (opium poppy) is the source of this 4496-nucleotide messenger RNA. RefSeq lists its product as uncharacterized. The transcript has 14 exons. Gene Ontology annotation, biological process: carbohydrate metabolic process. The coding region runs from base 329 to 4216 and encodes 1295 amino acids. The record is from RefSeq and is a predicted model, not a curated record. Gene Ontology annotation, molecular function: hydrolase activity, hydrolyzing O-glycosyl compounds. Lineage: Eukaryota; Viridiplantae; Streptophyta; Magnoliopsida; Ranunculales; Papaveraceae.
AAAUCAAAAUCAACAAAAAGAACAAGAGAAAAAGAAAAAAAAGAGAAAAAAAAGAAAGGGAAAUAUGGUGGUCUAUAACCUAUUUAUAGUUGUUAGUUUGGAUUUCAGUUUCAGUUAAGAUCAAAAUUCACUAAUUCAGGAGUUGGAGUUUUAUUUACUCACAAAAGAAACGAUAGACAAAAUUCAAAGGCAAUACAAUCGAUUACUUGUUUAGCAUAUAAUCCUCUUAGUUAGUAGUAGCAAAUAAGAAAACUGAAUUAGGUCCAGUCCCGCUCUUUUCGUACAUUUCACUGCAAAUCAAACGCAUUUCCAACAACAACCUAUAAAAAUGAAGAGGUUCGCGGCUUGUUGUUUCAUCGGUCCAUCUUCUAAAUCUCGAAGAAGAACAAAACCCCUUAAACAAAAGGAUCAUUUGCAGGAAUCUAAAGAAGUUAUGGAAAACCCACAAGCCAACAAUGCAGGCAAUGCUAAACCUGAGGAAAUCAGAGAAAUUCAGGAGCAACCACAAUUAAGCAAUGCAGACAAUACUAAUUCUGAGGAGAUCGGAGAAAUUCAGGAGAACCCACAAUCAAGCAACAAUAGUUUGGAGAUUAGUUCUGCCAACAACAUCAUCCUUAACCAUGACUUCUCUGGAGGAUUAGAUUCCUGGCACCCAAAUUCUUGUGAUGCAUUUGUUGUUUCGGAAGAAUCGGGUUAUCUGGAAGGAGUAGCAGCAAACUCGGGAUCGAAAUAUGUUGUUACGAAAAAUCGUAAAGAAUGCUGGCAAGGCUUGGAGCAAGAUAUUACGAGCAGAGUUUCAACAGGUCUAAUUUACAAAGUCUCUGCUUGUGUUAGAGUCUCAAGCUCUCCUCCGGAACUUGCUAAAGUCGUUGCUACUUUGAAACUAGAAUACCAAGAUUCACCAACUAAUUACUUAUUUGUUGGGAGAGUUUCUGCAUCUCAUGAGCGAUGGGAAAAUUUGACGGGUACAUUUUAUCUGGAAACCAUGCCUAGUAGAGUUGUUUUAUUUUUGGAAGGGCCUGAACCAGGUGUAGACCUACUCAUAGAUUCACUUGUGUGUGAGCGUACAGACAACAACAUGAUCCAUAACCAUGACUUUUCUGGAGGACUUAGUUCUUGGCAUCCCAAUUCUUGUGAUGGGCUUCUUGUUACAAGAGAAACGGGUUAUCCUGAAGGAGUAUCAGCAAAUACAGGCUCAAAUUACGCUGUCAUUACAAAUCGCAAAGAAUGCUGGCAAGGCUUGGAGCAAGAUAUUACAAGCAGAGUUUCACCGGCUCUAACCUACAAGGUCUCAGCUUGUGUUAGAGUCUCAAGCUCUCCUCCAGGACUUGCUAAAGUCGUUGCUACUUUGAAACUAGAAUACCAAGAUUCACCAACUAAUUACUUAUUUGUUGGGAGAAUUUCUGCAUCUCAGGAGCGAUGGGAAAAUUUGACGGGUACGUUUUGUCUGGAAACUAUGCCCAGUAGAGUUGUUUUAUAUUUGGAAGGGCCUGAACCAGGUGUAGACCUACUCAUAGAUUCUGUUGUGUGUGAGCGUACGGACAACAACAUCAUCCAUAACCAUGACUUUUCUGGAGGACUUAGUUCUUGGCAUCCCAAUUUUUGUGAUGGGCUUCUUGUUACAAGAGAAUCGGGUUAUCCUGAAGGAGUAUCAGCAAUUACAGGCUCAAAUUACGCUGUCAUUACAAAUCGCAAAGAAUGCUGGCAAGGCUUGGAGCAGGAUAUUACAACUAGAGUUUUACCAGGUUUCACUUACACGGUAUCUGCCUGUGUUAGAGUCUCAAGCUUCCAUGAAGAACCUUCUAAAGUGAUUGCUACCUUAAAACUCGAAAAUGAAGAUUCUUCAACUAGUUACUUAUUUAUCGGGAGAGCAUCUGCGUCGAAGGAGCGUUGGGAAAGCUUGACAGGCACGUUUACCCUGGAAGCAAUACCCAAGAGAGUGGUUUUCUUUCUGGAAGGGCCUGAUCCAGGUGUAGAUUUACUCAUAGAUUCUGUUGUAGUCUCUUCCUACAUUGUCAGCAAGUGUGAGCCUGAAAUUGCUAAACCUUUCAAUGAUGGAGAUAAGAAUAGAGAUGAGAGUAUCAUACUGAACCCUCGAUUUGAGGACGGCCUUAACAAUUGGUCUGCAAGGAGCUGUAAGAUUCUCGUACAGGAAUCCAUGGGAGAUGGUAAAAUAGUUCCAUCAUCUGGAAGGUACUUUGCUUCUGCAACGGAAAGAACACAGAUCUGGAAUGGGAUUCAGCAGGACAUAACUGGAAGGGUGCAACGGAAACUUGCCUAUGAGGUAAAUGCUGUAGUUCGGAUUUUCGGGAACAAUGUCACUACUGCCGAUCUCCGUGCAACGUUGUUUGUUCAAAUACCGAACCAGCAUGACCAAUACAUAGGCAUUGCCAACUUGCAGGCAACUGAUAAGAACUGGGUACAGUUGCAAGGGAAGUUCCUUCUCAACAGUUCGCCUUCAAAGGUAGUCAUUUAUUUGGAAGGGUCACCUCCGGGAACUGACAUUCUUGUAAAUAGUUUCCUAAUAAAACAUACAGCAAAACUGCCUCCUUCACCUCGACCACCUAAUAAGAAUGUGCUUUAUGGUGUCAAUGCAAUUCAGAACACUAAUCUUAAUGAUGGCCUAAAUGGGUGGUUUCCACUUGGUCAAUGUACUUUGUCCAUUGGUACUGGUUCACCUCGUAUACUUCCUCAAAUGGCAAGAGAUUCCCUUGGAGCCUAUGAACCUCUAAGUGGUCGCUAUAUUCUUGUGACGAACCGAACACAAACCUGGAUGGGGCCAGCUCAAAUGAUCACUGAUGAACUGAAAACCUACUUAACAUACCAAGUGUCUGCUUGGGUUCGACUUGGUUCUGGAAUAACUAGCCCUCAAAAUGUGAAUAUUGCUCUUAGUGUUGAUGGUCAGUGGGUCAAUGGGGGUCAAACUGAAAUUGGGGAUGACCGGUGGCAUGAAAUUGGGGGUUCUUUUAGGGUCGAGAAGCAGCCUUCUAAAACUAUGGUUUACAUUCAAGGUCCUUCUGCAGGUAUUGACUUGAUGAUAGCAGGACUUCAGAUUUUUCCUGUUGAUAGGAGAGCAAGAUUUAAACACUUAAAGAGGCAGACGGAUAAGUUACGCAAACGUGACGUCGUUUUGAAAUUCUCUGGAUCGCCUACUUCAGACACCUUUGUUAAAGUCAAACAAACACAAAACAGUUUCCCCUUCGGAACAUGCAUUAGCAGAACCAACAUAGACAAUGAAGACUUUGUUGAUUUCUUUGUAAAGAAUUUCAACUGGGCUGCGUUUGGAAACGAGUUGAAGUGGUAUUGGACAGAGGCACAGCAAGGUAACUUCAAUUACAACGAUGCUGAUGACCUACUGGAUUUAUGCGCAAAGCACAAUAUAGAUGUCAGAGGUCAUUGCAUCUUCUGGGAUGUUCAAUACAAUGUCCAACCUUGGGUUCAAUCGUUGAACAACACUGAUCUAAUGACCGCGGUUCAAAAUCGUCUAAAAGGUCUUCUAACACGCUACAAGGGUAAAUUCAGACACUACGAUGUGAACAAUGAGAUGCUUCAUGGAUCUUACUUCCCAGAUAGGUUGGGAAAGGAUAUCAGGUCUUUUAUGUUCAAAAAUGCAAACCAACUUGAUCCAUCUGCAUCUCUUUUUGUGAAUGAUUAUCAUGUGGAGGAUGGAUGUGAUACUAGGUCUUAUCCAGAGAAAUACAUUCAGCAAAUUCUUGGUUUGCAAGAGCAAGGUGCACCUGUGGGGGGAAUUGGAAUCCAAGGGCAUAUUGAUAAUCCUGUGGGACCUCUAGUCUGUUCUGCCUUGGAUAAGCUGGGAAUUCUUGGGCUUCCAAUUUGGUUCACAGAAUUGGACGUCUCUGCGGAAAAUGAUUAUGUCAGGGCUGAUGAUUUGGAGGUUAUGCUCCGUGAAGCGUUUGCUCAUCCUGCUGUUGAAGGAAUUGUAUUGUGGGGAUUUUGGGAGCUUUUCAUGAGUCGAGAUCAUGCACACUUGGUUGAUGCGGAAGGUAAAGUUAACCAAGCAGGUAAGAGGUACCUUGCACUCAAGAAAGAGUGGCUAUCAAAUGCCCAUGGGCAUAUUGAUGACCAAGGAGAGUUCAAGUUUAGAGGCUUCCAUGGGUCAUAUGAUAUUGAAAUCAUGAAUUACUCGACGAAAGUUGUUAAGAAGUUUGUUGUUGACAAAGGUGAUUCACCACUGGUUGUGACUAUUGAUUUGUAGAUAAUAUUCCUACUAUUCUUUGAUCUAAAUUCUUUGAUCUAAUAAGGUAACGUCCUGAUCUCUCCGGGUUGUUCAUAAUGUUCAUGAAAAUGUUAAAUAAAUGAUGUCUUGUACCCUUGUUUUUUCGUUCGAAAAAUUAUUCUGUCAUUUGCCAGUGGCAUUGUACAUUAAAUUUUUCUGUCAAGUGAUGCAUAUAUCGAUUCUACUGUAAAGAAAUAAGUCGAUCAGUAAAGAUGUAAUACUAAUCUAUUCGUGUUUAUACGAUAACCUCCGCACAUUA